This is a messenger RNA of Haliotis rubra (blacklip abalone), 3354 nucleotides long. RefSeq names its product protein Wnt-4-like. Gene Ontology annotation, molecular function: cytokine activity; frizzled binding. Gene Ontology annotation, cellular component: extracellular region. Bases 439 to 1509 code for a protein of 356 amino acids. NCBI's taxonomy places the organism in Eukaryota, Metazoa, Mollusca, Gastropoda, Lepetellida, Haliotidae. The transcript is spliced from 4 exons. Gene Ontology annotation, biological process: multicellular organism development; neuron differentiation; cell fate commitment. The record is from RefSeq and is a predicted model, not a curated record.
UGAGCGUGCCUCCGACUGAAAGUGGGCGGAGCUUGGUAGGAGGGCUACAGCACUUAGGGUAGCUCGCUGAAAUCUAGUCAGAACACUGGUCUCCCUCGGUACACGUGGUAACAGUUUAAGCAGAGGGGUAAAACUUGUUCAUUCUUACGGAGUAUCAUAUUUUCAUGGAGACUAUAGCAGUUAUGUUGCUUAGUUUCGUGGGAUAAAGUUGGUGACAGCACGGAAGGUAGCGAGGAGGAUUUCACCGUUGUUUAACACAUCCUCUUUUAGUAUGUGAUAGCCAAGAAAUGAGGAAUAGUAGUCAGUGUAUUUUCAGUUGGAUGUUUCAAACAGGAUCAACAAGUUCGGAUUAUCAGCUGAUCGCUUGUCAAUUUCACCUUGUGUCACUCAUCUGACGCCCGAAAUCAACAUCUAGGGAACGGCUGAGAGCUUCAAGCAAUGAACAAGGACACGCUUUUUCAUUUCUUUGUUGGAGUAAUAUCCAUAGUAAUCGUUAUAAGACUGUCAGAGGGCGUGCGCUGGCUUGCCCUGAUGUCGUCAACAACCACAAUACAGAAUGAAGAAAGUUGUGACUCUUUAGCAGGACUAGUAAAAAGACAAAAGAAACUUUGUAAACGAAAUGUUGAACUUAUGGAAAGUGUGAAAGUUGGAGCAAAGAGAGCCAUAGAAGAAUGCCAGUUUCAGUUUGAAAACCGACGCUGGAACUGCUCAACAACAGACUCUAAAAGACUCUUUGGGAAUGUUAUUUUAAAACAAGGUACAAGGGAAGCCGCGUUUGUACAUGCAAUAUCAUCUGCCGGGGUGGCGCACGCUGUUACACGUGCAUGCAGUAGCGGUCAGUUGCAGAAAUGUGGGUGUGACCGGACGGUGAGGGGCUGGAGCCCCGAGGGGUUUGAGUGGUCAGGGUGUUCUCAUAAUAUUGCCUAUGGAACGGCUUUCUCUAAGGCUUUCGUGGACGCAAGGGAAAAAGGCAAGAAACGCAAACAGAAAAACCCAGCACGUGCGCUCAUGAAUCUCCAUAACAACGAAGCCGGAAGAAGGGCAAUAGAAGACUUCAUGAAAGUAGAAUGCAAGUGCCAUGGAGUUUCCGGAUCCUGUGAAACCAAAACGUGCUGGAAAGCGAUGCCAUCUUUCCGCGAAGUAGGACGCAUUCUGAAGGAGAAGUUCGACGGUGCCACAGAGGUUCGCCAUAUGGUGACGGGGACAAGGGGUGACCUCGUGCCCCUCAACGACCAGUUCAAACCACACACAGAAGCGGAUCUGGUGUACAUGGCCGGGUCGCCGGACUUUUGUGAGCCUGACAAAAGGACUGGGUCGCUUGGAACCCACGGGAGAAUUUGCAACAAGACCUCAAAAGCAAUAGACGGUUGUGAGCUGAUGUGCUGUGGGCGAGGUUAUACCACCAUUAAAAAGACCAUUGUUGAACGGUGCAUGUGCAAAUUUCAUUGGUGCUGUUAUGUGAAAUGUAAAAAAUGUGAGCGAGAUGUGGACGUGCACAUAUGUAACUGAGUUGAAGGUCAGAACCACCGUUAAGGUCAAGGUCAACUAAGACAUCAAGGUCAAGGUAGAUUUGGACACUUCAAGACACCAACAGACAUAUUGAGAGCAACAAUAUCAUACUUAUGCUCGAAACUGAAAUGGACAGUUAUAUCUGUCGGUUGUGGUGUUGAUGCAACUGAUAUUGUACAUCGACUUGCAAUGAGGUAGACUUUACGCUGUACCAAUUCUCAAGCCAGGAAACCACAAGACUGACUAGAAGUCACCUUGUCCUGGACGUCAAUAUCUAGAACGACCAGUAGCUGUGUUUGCACCGGAAGUAAUAUUUAUCGCUGUCUGGGAAAGAUGCACGUGCAUUGAUGGACGUAAUAUAUACGACUUACGCAUCAACCCAAUGUUGGGGUCAAAGACAUUGAAAAGUAAGGCGUUGCCAGACGUGUGUACAAAGUUGCAAUAUGAUAUGUAAAUUAGACGUCAUGCUUUAUUUAUUUAUACGAAUUGUUGUAUGUAUAUUUUAGAGAUUUAGGCAAUCCACAGGUGUCGUGUUGAACACUGUAAUAGAAUGCUCAUUCACCCAAGCGUAUAAACUUGAAUCGAAUUUAACCACAUGAAGAUAUCAGAUUGUAGAUAUCGACCGGGCUGGUGCAAAUGUUUUUAGAAUCUUCUUCACUAUGUGCUUGUGUCUGGAAGCAUUGUUGAAGCCAAAUCCCUCCCUCGCCGAGAUAGCCCGGCAACCGCACCCAUCCAUCAAUCAUCUGUGUACGUACCUCCGGGGUAACCCUAGGUAAGCUUCCUCCUUCAUCCAUGGUAAUAUAUACUGCCCAUCCUCCAGUGUCCCCGCUCCCCAUCCCGCCCCUGACAGCAUCCCCACCUUACCCUGGUAAUAUAUACUGCCAAUCCUACUACACCCGGGUCCCCAUCCCGCCCCUGACAGCAGCCCCACCUGACCCUGGUAAUAUAUACUGCCCAUCCUACUACACCCGGGCCCCCAUCACGCCCCAGACAACAGCCCCACCUUACCCUGGUAAUAUAUACUGCCCAUCCUACUACACCCGGGUCCCCAUCACGCCCCGGACAACAUCCCCACCUAACCCAUGUCCAAUAACUUCCCAACACCUAUACUUGAAGUCCUACAUAAAUAUAUGUAUCUCUACUACUAUACCUGUCCAUCUACUUUUAACAAAAUCUUAACUGCCCCAUCCCACCCCCAUCCAUCAUUAUCUGGCGAUCCCUAGAAUUCCCCCGUGCUGAAAUCCUAUAGAUUAUAAACAUUGUUCAAGAAUGAACUUGGUGUAGAUAUCAUUUUAUGACCUCAAAUGUGAUAUCAGUUUCAUAGCACGUGAUCUUUAUGUGUUUGACCAAGAUGAAGUGUGUUUGACGUGCAUCCUAAUCACACAUCAUAUAGCUACAAUGUCUUGUUUGUAUUUAGGAUAAAAUCGGGUAUGUGUUUUUAUUGACAAAUAGUGCUUCGUAUUUAUGUGUCAACUCCACGCCAUUUUGUACAUUCUCAUGUGUUGUCCAUCUGUAGUAUUAAAUAUACAUCCAGAAUUUACAACAUGCUCCGUGAACCUGGCCGAUCAUGUCAAUAUAUAAAUCGAUUUUCAUAUUUAUAGUAAUUCCAAUCAUAAUGCGAAAGAAUAGGAUCAUGACUUAUGACAACAUGCAAAGUAUUUCAGAAUUUGUAAUCAGCAGCAGUGUUGCAACACAGUGGAGCGUGUUAAGUAGUGGUGUACAUAAUAGUAUAUAUCAGCCACAGCUGUGUACAUAUGUAUGUAAGUAUAGACUAUAGAAGGGGAAUCGAAAUUCUGUGUAAAAUAUAUGUAAAAUGCGAAGAUUUUAUAAAGCUAUAAAAAGCUA